AUGGUCAAUGAGUACUGGAUCACCCGCCGCGGGAUGGCAUACGGACUGCUAUGCAGCUCAUCGGGUGUCUCUGGGGCUGUAUUCCCGUUCGCCAUUGAGGCACUCUUAGACAAGUACGGCUACCAGACGACGCUGCGCGCUAUCGCUGUUGCUCUGUUCGUCUUGACUGGGCCGUUGAUCCCGUUCUUGAAAGGCCGCUUGCCGACUUCCGUUCACAGCACCUCGACCCGCAUGGACUGGAGCUUUCUUCGCGAUGCCCUCUUCUGGGUCUUCUCCAUUUCCAACAUUGCACAAGGCUUGGGCUACUUCUUUCCGUCUUUGUGGCUGCCGUCUUAUGCUGCAUCCAUUGGUCUUAGCGGAAGAGACGGUGCUCUUCUACUCGCUUUGAUGAGCGUCUCACAAGUCGCCGGCCAGCUCACCUUCGGUUGGCUAUCGGACAGAAAGGUGCCCCUUGAGGCACUAACCAUCGUUUCCACGAUCAUUUCAGCAACCUCAGCAUUCGCCCUGUGGGGUCUUGCCCACACCUUGCCGCUUCUCAUCGUCUUCGCCUUGGUCUACGGCUUCUUCGCAGCCGGCUUCACAGCCAUGUGGGCAAGGAUGACGACUGCAGAGUAG
Molecule: messenger RNA, 615 nt
Organism: Colletotrichum chrysophilum
Lineage: Eukaryota; Fungi; Ascomycota; Sordariomycetes; Glomerellales; Glomerellaceae
Exons: 2
Coding region: 1-615 (204 amino acids)
Biological process (GO): transmembrane transport
Cellular component (GO): fungal-type vacuole membrane
Molecular function (GO): transmembrane transporter activity
Source: RefSeq, a predicted model, not a curated record